CUAAUUGUGCGAAAAGUCUACAGUAGCCACCAUUUUCCCGGUUCCUGCGGCGAAUUUAAAUUUUUUCAAAAGUUUAUUAUUAUUAUUAUUUUUUAUAUAUUCAUCGUAAUUGUCGAUUAAUUAUUAAUGUCUGCUAUAAAGUGAAAGCAGAGUGGCUUCUUGUUGGUGCCCUGACAAAUCAACCACUAGAAUCGAGAAGCGAGCGUCCUCCGCCUCCGUCGAUGACCCGCCACGGCGAGCCCCCGUCGGAGCAGCCCUCCGCCACCACCGAGGAGCAGGCGUUGAUCCCCUGCUCCGGAGGCGGAGGGGCAGCCAUGCGCCUCAUCGUCCCCCUCCAAGGCAUCGUCCAGGGCCACGGCGGCGGCGGGCUGGUCCUCGGCUCCCUCCUCCCCUGCGUUCUCUUUUACGCCUUCCAGAUGUACCUGAAGCGGAGCCGCUCGCCGCCGUUGAAUCCCCCCGCUGACGUCCCCGAGCACCGCGGAGUCGUCCGCUCCUCCUCUCGCAGGCGUCUGCCCGUCCGCGACGCUGUCCUCUCCGCCCGUGCCUCUUUGAUCGCCAAAUCCGCCGAUUCGUCUUAUGCUGCUGGGGACAAGAGGUUCUUGGAGGAUCCCUACCAUCUUUUCGAUAAUCCCGAUGGGGUUAUGCAGCUUGGGUUGGCGGAGAACCGUUUGUCGUUGGAUUUGAUUGACGACUGGCUUGCCAAAAAUUACAAGGAUACGAUGCUUGACCAACGGCAGGGCGCAUUGAGCAUUAAGGGAUUAGCUACCUACCAGCCCUUUGAUGGAUCUUUAGAAUUCAAGACGGCCAUUGCUGGACUCAUGGGGCAAGUGAUGCAAGGGUCAGUCUCGUUUGAUCCGUCACGCAUUGUUUUGACUUCAGGUGCAACUCCUGCAAUUGAGAUUCUCAGCUUCUGCCUAGCAGAUAUUGGAAAUGCAUUUCUUGUUCCUUCACCAUAUCAUCCAGGGUAUGAUAGAAAUAUAAGGUGGCGAGCAGGCAUAGAGUUGAUACCUGUCCCAUGUCGAAGCACCGAUAACUUUAGCAUAAGCGUUGCCUCACUUGAAAGAGCAUACACUCGGGCAAAAAAUCGAAGUGUAAAAGUGUGUGGAAUUCUUUUCUCAAACCCCUCAAACCCAGUGGGCAACUUGCUUCGUACAGAAACACUGCUUGACAUUAUUGAUUUUGCUACAGAGAAGAACAUACAUGUCAUAGCUGAUGAAACUUUUGCUGGCUCAAUUCACGGAAAUGAGGUGUUUGUGAGCAUGGCAGAGGUUUUAAACACAGAUGGUGUUGAUAGAACUAGGGUUCAUAUUGUUUAUUCCUUAUCUAAAGUUUUUUGUAUUCCUGGCGUCAGGGUUGGUAUCGUAUACUCCUUCAAUGAAUGCGUACUUGCAGCAACCUCCAGAUUAUCUAGGUUCUCCAUUUCUGCUCCAACCCAUCAAUUACUUAUCUCAAUGCUCACAGAUGUCAAGUUCAUUGCACAGUACCUCAAGAUGAACAGAGAGAGACUUCGAAUAAUGUAUGCAUUGUUGGUCAGCAGCCUGAUGGAGUUAGGUGUUCAGUGUGUCAAAAGCAUUGGUGGUUUUUACUGUUGGAUGGAUAUGAGCAAGCUCAUGAAAUCAUACAGCGAGAAAGGAGAGUUUGAACUUUGGAAGGUUAUGCUUGAUUUGGCUAAGAUCCACUUAACAUCUGGAACAGCAUAUCAUUGCAUUGAACCUGGAUGGUUUCGUUUAUGUUUCACAACAUUGUCUCGAAAUGAUGUCCCUCUACUUAUGGAACGCUUAAAGAGAGUAAUCCAUAGGCAAUAAGUUUAUUGAAGCUGAAAGCUAAUAAUUUUCUGUGUUGGAUAAGUACGAGGCUUCAACAUACAUAAAUGUUUUUGAUGCAAGGGAAAUCCAAAAGCAAGUCUAUCUUGACGCCCUUUCCAGCAGCCACUUUUGAUUUUGUUAGUGUAGCUACUGUUCAAUUCUUCAAUGUUUCUUGCUGUAUAUGUGGUUUAUAUUAGGAGCACCACAUAUCUUGUGAAGAUUGCCGCAGUGAUACUACGAUGAAUUUUUACUUACCAGCUUCUGAUAUUAUGCCCUUGUUUUGUUGCUAUUGCGGAUGAAAGGGAAGCAUAGGAGCAUGCUCUUUGAGUGUUCCUGUAAUGAAUAAACUGGUUUAGAAUGGAGAACCAUGAGAGUUUUCAGUUUUGUAAUCUACACAAACCUUUAUGUGGAAGUAAAGAUUGUUGUGUUAGUCGUAGCAAUUUCUUGUAGACAACAGUGUGUUUGAAUACAAUCUAUUUUCUAUCUCUCGAAA
Molecule: messenger RNA, 2298 nt
Organism: Zingiber officinale
Lineage: Eukaryota; Viridiplantae; Streptophyta; Magnoliopsida; Zingiberales; Zingiberaceae
Product: probable aminotransferase ACS12
Exons: 4
Coding region: 222-1805 (527 amino acids)
Biological process (GO): amino acid metabolic process; biosynthetic process
Molecular function (GO): pyridoxal phosphate binding; transaminase activity
Source: RefSeq, a predicted model, not a curated record